AUGCAUGGGAAUCAUAGGUACAAGGUCGGCCGGCUCAUCCAGUCAGGGUCGUUCAGCGUCGUGCACCACGCGCAGGACUGCCAGACAGGGCAGGAUGUGGCAUUGAAGUACGUGCGCAAGCCGCACGACAACCCCGAGCAGCUGCAGAAGGUCGCAGCGCUGGUCCACAACGAGUACGCCAUCCUGCGCCGGCUGGGGACGCAUCGCAACAUCUGCCAGCUGCUGGACUUCUACGAGGAUGCAGACACAUAUGUGUUUGUGCUUGAGUACUGUGCAUACGGGGACCUGUACGACUUCAUCAAGGCCAUCCGCGAGCGGCCAACGAUGCGCAUCAACUUCCACUCGUUUCUGUUCCAGCUCUGCAGCGCCAUCAGCUAUUGCCACAGCAAGGACGUUUCCCACCGCGACAUAAAGCCGGAAAACGUACUGAUGGACGACCGCGGCCAGGUGAAGCUCACAGACUUCGGUCUCUCGCAGAUAGGCAGCGUGUCGAAGGACUAUUGCAUCGGGACAGAGAAGUACCUGGCGCCUGAGACCUUCCUGCGCGAGUACCACAACACCUUUGCAACAGACUACUGGUCGCUCGGGAUUACGAUCUUUUGCCUCAUGUUCGGCUCUUGUCCGUUUGAGAGCGCCAGCACUGCUGCGCCCAAGCGCAGCGCAAAUUUCCAGCGAUUCCUCCGCGAUCCGCAUCGUUUUGUUGAGUCAUACUACCUGGACGCCAUGUUCGCCGAGCUGGCGCCGCCGGCGAGUCUCGGGUCACUGGUCGGCUUGUGCAACGCGGACUGUGCCCCCUCCUACUGGUUGGAGCUACCCAAGGACCGUAUCCUGUUCCUAUGUGCGAUUGCGAACCUCGUAAUCACGCACCUCGUGAAUGUAGACCCAGCAGCAAGGGACAUGCACGCCUUCUGGGAGAAGGUGAAUGCGCUCUUCUUGGAGAACGGCUCAGGGCGGAUGCUGCAGAAGGAGGCUUUGGUGCCGCAACCGAAGAGCUGCGAGAACGAUGGCGGCGAGGCGAACGUUCCUGCGUCCCCGAUUUCCCGUUCGCAGACACAAUACACAUCGGACCAGGGCAGCAAUUACAUGAACCCGCACGCAUUCGGCACGGCGGCCCAUGCGGCCGGCACAGGCGCCUCGUCUGUUGCGCUAACAGCGACACCCUCUCUGUGCGACUGGCUUCACACAACGCCUGCGGCCCCCAGAAGCGUCGGCGCAGAUCCAUACCAGGACUUGCUGGACGCAGCGGUCGAGGACGCCAUCAGACAGGGGAGCUUGGCUGGCUUUGACCAGAAGGGCUUGGAGCAGGAUUCCAGGGACGGACACGGGACCGGCAGCUGUGAUGGCGACCUGUGGUCGCUGUCCGAGUUGCGGCCCUACUCCACAAUGGCGACCGCCACAUCCCACGAGACAGAGAACAAAUGUCGCGGCUGGAUAUUUUGA
This is a messenger RNA of Eremothecium gossypii ATCC 10895, 1440 nucleotides long. It is a transcript of the gene FMP48, whose product is annotated as protein kinase FMP48. The record is from RefSeq and is marked provisional. Gene Ontology annotation, biological process: protein phosphorylation. Gene Ontology annotation, molecular function: protein kinase activity; ATP binding. The coding region runs from base 1 to 1440 and encodes 479 amino acids. NCBI's taxonomy places the organism in Eukaryota, Fungi, Ascomycota, Saccharomycetes, Saccharomycetales, Saccharomycetaceae. The transcript has a single exon.